ACAUUAUGCUUAAUUUGUUAUUCAUCUCAUUCAUUUAUCGUUGGUGCAUUUUUAAUUCCAAAUUAUAUAAACAAUCUCCAAUCCUAGCCUUAUAAUCUAUUGACCCAAAAUUAUUGUCUGUCCUGAUCUUUUUUCCUUUACUCCCUUCCCAUAAACAAUUUACUCAUAAAAAACACAUUCUCCUAAUCGCUUGGUGUUCAAUAUUAACUAAAUAUUGAUGUGUUUUAAUUUGCUUUUGCCAAGCUACAAUUUGUGUUAAAAGUGUUUGAAUAAAUUGAAUUUACUCAAAUCGCAUGAGAUCCACCAGUUAUGGGAUGUGUAUACUCAACACCACAAAGACCUUUGUUCCGUCGAUCAGAGGAAGCUAAUGGCAAUGGCUCAACAGUUAAUAACUCUAAGAUUUUUGAUGUUGUAAAUGUUGAUGAUCGUGGUAAUGAGAUAAAUCAUGGUCAAAUUGAGAUUACCGAGAAUGAUUUAAUUUUGCAUCAAAGGAACAAAAAUUCUAUUGUUUGGCCAUUGAGGUCUCUUCGGCGUUAUGGAUUUGAUGCUGAAUUGUUUAGUUUUGAAUGUGGCCGUCGAUGUUCAACUGGACCAGGUAUUUACGCCUUCAAAUGUGUUCAUGCAGAGCAGUUAUUUAAUGUCUUACAAGAGUCUUUACAACAUUGUACUAACAUUACGACGCCAAAUAAUCAUAUCACUUCACCUCAGCAUGGGACAAAUCAAGAGUCUGUUAAUCUUGGUACAACAGUUGCAUCUCCGGUGAUUCCAACAUCAACAGGUUCAAAUUGUAGUGCUCCACCUGAAUUAGCUGCUAGAGCUCCAGUUCCAGUUCCUCCACCACCACUUCUUCCUAAUUCACCUCCUCAUUCUUACGUCAAUGACAUAAGAAGCUAUAUAAAUUCACCCUUCUAUGCAAAUACAGGAGUAAUGAAUGGAACAAUUGCUGGGCUCCCAUUUCCUUCCUCGCAUGUAAACAUAUCAAAAGGAAGGACCGGAUCAGCACGAAGUGCCAGUGAUAUAAACACUAAUUAUGCUAAACUAGAUGAUCUUGUCGAUUAUGUAAAUAUUGAUACUGCCGCGGCUCAAUAUCAAACCGGCGUAUUGGACUCCACUGUUACCACCACUGCACCAACUGUUAUCGCCACAACAACUUGUACUAAUACAUCAAGUAAUUCUGAAACAAAUGAGUCUUUAUCCACCAAACGAAGAGCUUCGUUAGCAUGUGAAGAAUUUAUUAUUACCAAUGAUGAAGAACAAAAUUGUUCGACUAAUGCUAAAGAUGCUAAACCACCAAAUUUACCAGUUAAACCUUUGCCUACAAUGGUUCCAUCAUGUUCAUCCUCCACAGCCAUCCAAGGUUCAUCUAGUCAAUCUUCUCAAGCAGGUCCAACGAUAAGUCCUAAAUUGACGAGAAGAUCAGAGAGUGCUCUGAGUGAAUCAAUAACACUAUCCGAAAUUGCCGAGCCUGUAAACUAUAUCAUAUUAGAUCUUGAAAAUACUAAUACGAACAAUAAUAACGGCCCUGUCUAUGUUACAACUGGUCCAGCUACACCUGUAUUUAAAACUCCAGAAGAAGGUUCAUUUAUUUUACCAGGAACUACACCACCUUCAACUCCAACGUCGAUUAAAUCUAUAAGUAGUAAUUAUCCACCUCAAUCGUAUGCUACAAUCGAUUUCGACAAAACAAUGGCUCUCUCCAAUUCAGCGGCUAGUCAUCGAAAGAUCUAAUCAAGCCAUCAUUAUAGCCAAAUCCAAUUAACGCACAUUCAUUAACAUCGACACUUCAACAUUUUUCCUUUUAUUUUUUCUUUCUUGUUCAAUCUCAUAUCUAUCAUGAAUUUUUCUCAGCGAUUGCAUUAUCGAUCAAAGAAAAGACGACGAUGUCUAAAAAUGUCGUCUCGUUUAAUCAACUAAUCAGAAGACGAAUUGUUAUUUUAUUUUCAAGUGAGAAAACAAACAUCUAUAUUACAAUUACAUAAUGUAAAUUAUCUGUCACUCAUUUCAUGAUGAACAACUGGAACCUGUUGAUAAUUUUUAACUUUUACCCUUAUGUUUAAUUUAUGAAACGACAAAAUUUCAUGCCAAAUGUAUUCAAUUUGACUGAACAGCUAAGAUCAUUUUAUAAAUGAAAUUAUAAACUGUGCGGUCAUAUGGUUAGGAGUGCAUAGUAAGUGUUGACUCUACAGUAAUUUAGACAAGACUCUGGAAACAUCGAGAAAUGGUCGUUAAGUUAACUUGACAAUUAAGGAUAUUUAAAAGUAACAAACGGUGCAUUAUCAGGUUCACAAGAAAUCAAUUUCCAUCAUUUGAUGACCAGUUCAACGACUCGAUGUUCAUUUAUCUAUGAAUGUUUAUCGCUGCUUGACGGUAAAUUUUUAACAUUUUUUUACACCGGAUAGAACCAUCAAGUGUCCAAUUUGAGUUUAACUGAAAUAUCUAGUGAUUGUUAAGCAAAUGAUACAGUAAACUCAACGGACACUCAACAGUUUAACUGUCCAGUUUUUCAGGAUCCAACCAACCAAAGAGUAAAGAAACUUCUCUACUCUAAUCAAUCAAGUAUUGCUGCCUGAUGGCCUAAUCUAAUUUCUUCUAUUGUAUUAUAAAUUAUCUCAACUGAGAAAUACUACGAAAAAUUCACUUAAUUAUUGAAUAAUGUUUUCCCGCUAUUUAUUUUUGACAUGUGCUUUGCAUUUCAUCAGCUAUUUUUUUUAUAAGUAGUGUCUAAUUAUUGCGUUUCAACAUAAAGUAUUUCAUUUUAUCUAUUUAGCUAUAUUUUCAUUAUCAUUCAACAUUGGUCUCUAUUCCAAUCGAUCAAGGAAUUGCUUGUUGGGAAGAAAAGGAAGAACCACCAGCAGUUAUAGCACUCUUCGAGUAAAAAAUUAUCGAAAUGUUCCCAAUUUAAAAUUAAAGUAAUUUUAUGUAAUCAAGUGCAAAAAUCUUCACUUAACUUUACAAAUGACCACUCGGAUGAAUUAUAUGUUAUGUUUGUAACUUAUAUUUAUAAAAUUAUUAAACAUGUACAUUAUAAUUUGA
Molecule: messenger RNA, 3033 nt
Organism: Tetranychus urticae (two-spotted spider mite)
Lineage: Eukaryota; Metazoa; Arthropoda; Arachnida; Trombidiformes; Tetranychidae
Biological process (GO): fibroblast growth factor receptor signaling pathway
Cellular component (GO): cytoplasm
Molecular function (GO): transmembrane receptor protein tyrosine kinase adaptor activity; fibroblast growth factor receptor binding
Source: RefSeq, a predicted model, not a curated record